AUGCAAAAUACGUCCGGUCCAAAUAUAGCGGCGCAUGCCGUGUCGCGUUCACGAGGCAAACGGCCGGGCGAGUCCCUUUACCGUGUCAAACUUAGAGAGAGAAGAAUUGCCAAUGGUCAAGCAAGAUCUUCUGAUGAAUCUGAGACUGAUGAGGAGCAUGAACCAGAUGCUGUGAUAUUGCAUCAGUUGUUCCAUCGCAAGGUCGUCCACCGUUCUGACGGCGUUGUCGUAAAGUCGGGGAAGCGUCUAGCCCUUGGCGAGGCCGAGGCAAUGAGAGUGGCCAGGAUGGCAGGCCUCCCAGUUCCCCUUGUCCACCGGGCCAAGACAUUUCCCGACGGCAAAAGCGAGAUCCACAUGGAUUAUGUUCAAGGCGAGUCCCUUGACAAGCUGUGGCCGGCCAUGUCGGUAGAGGAAAAGAAAGACGUAUGCCGCCAGCUUCGCGAGAUUCUGGAGCAGAUGAGAUCGAUUGCCCCGCCCUGUGAGCUUAUCGGUGCUUGUGAUGGCACGGAAAUCCGGGAUACUAGAGUUCUCAAUACCUACCAUCACCCUCCUUGUCGCGACGAGGAAAUGUUCAAUGGUUUUCUGCUGUCCAGUCUGUUUAAAAUUACGCCCGAAGCGGUCCGAGAGGCGCUUUCCCUGCACUUGCGAACCGACCACCGUAUCGUCCUCUCGCACUGCGACCUCGCUCCCAGAAACAUCUUGGUUCAGGACGGGAAGAUCACGGGACUGGUAGACUGGGAGGACGGUGGAUGGUAUCCUGAAUACUGGGACUAUGUUAAGUUCUUCCAGCGUCCUGCUACUACGGACUGGAAACAAUACGCAAAGGACAUUUUCCCAAAGCUGUAUCACGAUGAACUAGUAGCGUACACAGCUAUAUCUAGAUGGCAAGAUUCUUAG
Metarhizium brunneum ARSEF 3297 is the source of this 897-nucleotide messenger RNA. RefSeq lists its product as uncharacterized. The record is from RefSeq and is a predicted model, not a curated record. NCBI's taxonomy places the organism in Eukaryota, Fungi, Ascomycota, Sordariomycetes, Hypocreales, Clavicipitaceae.